AUGAAGUUCCCUAAUGCCCUAAUCCUCAUCAGCGGUCUCCUAGCCGGCGUUCUGGCAGCACCACAUCAGAACUCCGCCAUGGAAAGCGUCGAUGCCAUCGAUCCCCCGCUCGUGGGUACCAUCUCUGGCGCCUUGCCUGGAGUUAACCUACCGCCCCCCCUUGCCGAUAGGGCGCUCACUUCCGAGCAGAAGACCACGACCUCCUCACGGGAGCAGCGUCGAGGAAUCGCAGGCCCCAUUGACGGGGUAGUCUGCGACGAAUUUGGCUUCUGUAUUUGA
Messenger RNA from Aspergillus brunneoviolaceus CBS 621.78, 279 nucleotides. RefSeq lists its product as uncharacterized. The record is from RefSeq and is a predicted model, not a curated record. The transcript is spliced from 2 exons. Bases 1 to 279 code for a protein of 92 amino acids. NCBI's taxonomy places the organism in Eukaryota, Fungi, Ascomycota, Eurotiomycetes, Eurotiales, Aspergillaceae.